AUGCAGACUGAUGAAAGGUUGCAGGAAGGCAUCGCAGCACAUCGCAAAGGUGAUCUGGAAACUGCACAAGACAUUUAUUUGGAAAUAUUGAACAAGGAUCCGGAACACGCGGACGGACUACAUUUUCUCGGCUUGCUGCAAUUUGAUGCGGGACGAGCCGACAGCGCGAUCGAUCUGAUCCAGAAAUCGCUUGAAAAUGAUGAACGCAACACGUCGGCCCUCAAUAAUCUCGGUAACAUUCUCAAGAUCGUCGGCGAGCCAAAGGCAGCAUUUGCAGCCUAUGUUCGCGCCGUGGAACUCGAUUCCAGGCACGAAGAAGCGUGGAAAAACAUCAAUGUCCUUCUGCGGGCGUCGGGCGACUAUGACGAAAUCCUGACGAUCAUGUCGGAGAUCGUUCGCCUCGACCCUGAUAAUCCCAACGCCUGGCAUACCUACGGCCUCGCGCUGAUGUUCACGGGUUCGAAGGAGGAAGCUUCAGACGCCUUCGAGAAGUCGCUCAGGUUCGAUGACCCGAAAGCGCCGCAGGCUCUCUGGCGCGCGCGCGUUCUGAGUGCACUUGGACGCCCCGAUCUUUCCAAAAUCCACCUCGAGAAUAUUGUCGCUGCCGAUCCGGAGAACAAAGCCGCGCACUAUCAUCUUUCAGCGGUGCGCGGAGAUGACCUGCAACACGCUCCGGAGGACUAUGUCAAAACCCAUUUCGACAAGUUUUCCGACUCGUUCGAUGAAGUUCUUGAAGGUCUCGGGUAUCGCGCGCCGGAACUCGUGGCCGAGGACGUUGUUGCGCUCGCCGGUCAAAAGACGGAACCCUUCCCGGACGUCGUCGAUCUCGGCUGCGGAACCGGUCUGUGCGGUCCGCUGAUCAGCGACCACUGCGGCAAGCUGACCGGUGUCGACCUGUCCCGCGGCAUGAUGGAAAAGGCAGCGCAACUGAACGUCUAUGACUUUCUGGUCGAGGGAGAACUGGUUUCCUUCCUGAGUUCCGACCUGCCAACCCGUUUCGAUCUGGCUGUUUGCGUCGAUACGCUUUGCUAUAUCGGCAAUCUGCGCCCGUUCAUGAAGGCACUGGCAGGUGCGCUGAAACCCGGCGGUAUCCUGGUUGCCAGUGUUGAACAUCUUGUCGACGAUUCCGGACCCGAAUUUCGUGUCGACGCCUCCGGGCGCUACGCACACACACCUGAUUACAUUCGCAAAUCCACUGAAGAAGCUUCGCUGAUUUACAAGACGGACCGCCAGGAAGUCCUGCGCAAGGAACUUGGCCAGGAGGUUCAGGGGCUGAUUUUCCAGAUCCAGAAACCAGAGGCGAACUGA
Molecule: messenger RNA, 1308 nt
Organism: Effrenium voratum
Lineage: Eukaryota; Dinophyceae; Suessiales; Symbiodiniaceae
Source: the annotation of a GenBank genome assembly